Molecule: messenger RNA, 3429 nt
Organism: Astrephomene gubernaculifera
Lineage: Eukaryota; Viridiplantae; Chlorophyta; Chlorophyceae; Chlamydomonadales; Astrephomenaceae
Source: the annotation of a GenBank genome assembly
CAACGCUUCGUGGAACUUUGUAAUCCAUUUUUUAGAGCAUGGAAGAGUACAUACAGUACCGGUAGUGCAAGUUGGCUGCAAGUGACCGGGUCGUAAGUCAACUUUAUUAGGUGGAACAGCGCCCUUGGAGAGACUAAGCAGCAUGUCAAAGUAUCCCUGCGUGCAUACGUAGCCUAAGAAAGGAGGUAGGCGAACCCUACAAUGCUCCCUCGACUCAGGCUGUGGUGCUUCGCGCGAUCCUUGCGCGCCCAGACCGCUGGUAUAAAUCAAUCCACAUCCAAUUGUAGCGACGUAGACAACCAUGGCGUUUCGGAUUGCAAGCUUGAACGGGAAGUCCUCCCGAUCCUCUGGACCUUUACUGCACGAACAAAUGUUUGGGCAUGGAUUGGAGGUGGCCUUUUACAUCAAGCUUUCAACUAUGUACCUGCGAGGGGUUUGGCGGGAGUGGCCAGCAGCCCUAGCCGAACUUUACAGAGCAGCAUCCGGACCCGGGCUGACACAACGUUUGCUGAGUUCAGCAGAGCUGUCAAGCUGCCCACCCGUAAUGCUGACGACCUCCACCGCACCCUAGACAAGCUCUCAGCCGCCUACCUGCCGCUUGUGCCCCGCCUGACGGAAGCCCACCACUGCACCAUUCCGCUGUGGGCGUGCGCCAAGGCGGGCUAUUGGGAGGGGCCCCUAGUGACGGCGUUGCUAGAGCGGCUGGGGCAGGAUGGUGGAAAGCUGCUGGGACAGGCUACAGGGCAAAACCAUGCCAACCUAUGGUGGUCAAUAUCCAAGGCGCCGCGGAAUGUAGUGAUGGCUGCGGACGGGCCGCUACAUGCAAGUGCUGCUUCCAUCCUUCGGAUGUCAGCCUACCAGUUCAGCUCCCAGGACUGCUCAAACAUCCUGCUGGCGUGUGCGCGGUUGCAGCGCUGCCACACACCCCUGCUGCACCACCUGACCGCCUGCCUGGUCGUCAACCAGUCUGAAGCCGCUUGCCAGGCCCUGGCCAAUUCGUUCUACGCGCUGGGUGAGCUGGCUGAGGACUGCGGCCACAAACCCCAGGAGCAGGACCUGCAGAAUCUGGCUGGUGCCAUGCUAGCACGGCUGCAAAGCACGCCUGGGCAACGGCCGCAAGGGCAGGACAAGGCACUGAAGCAGGAUCAGGUUUUUAAUCCACAACAGCUCGCCAACGUGCUCUUGGGGUGCGUCAAGCUUGGUUCCAAGGACACCAGUUUGUUGCGGCCUCUGGCGGCUGCUGCGGGCCAGGCUGCAGGGUCCAUGACGGAGCAAAGCCUCUCCAUCUCCCUGUACGCUCUGGCAGUGCUGGGGUGCUCGGGAGGGGAGUACAGCAUUGCAGUGCGGCAGCUGUGUUCAGAGGUGCAUAGACGCUUGCGGUGCCGGUUUGCUCGGUUGUUCGUUCCUCAGAGUCUGUCCAACAUCCUGUGGGCCCUGGAGCGGCUGCGGCCAGAUGACAAGGAGGCGCUAAUGGAGGCCCUGGCAGCCGAGUGCAGGCGCCGCCAGUUCGCUGGCUUCAAACCUCAGGAGCUCAGCAACGCCGCAUGGGCCCUAGCCAAGAUGGGUUACAGUGUAGGUCCUACACGCAAUAGGCGCGAGCACGACUGGUACAAGGCUGCAGCAGAGGCCGCGAGUAAGCCGGCUGUGAUGAAAGGCGCCAGGGCCCAGUCUUGGUCCAAUCUUUGGUACGCACUUGCACUGGUGCGGCAUCACCCGGGACCUGGUCUGCUGCUGGCCAUGCAAGCCGACAUGCACCAGAAUGCCCUCCGUAGCAGCGCAGGCUUCCAGGAGUGCGCCAACCUGCUGUGGUCCCUGGCCUCUUUGGGCCUGUACGAUCAGCGACUGGUGGAUGCGCUGGGAGAACGGAUGGGGGAGCUGCUGGGGCGGCAGCAGGGGGACAAGGGAGGGAAGGGGCCCACCAACCAGGAGCUUGCCAACAGCCUGUGGGCGCUUGCAGUGAUGGGUCCUGACGUGCUGUCCCGCCACAGCGGGCUGGUGGAGGGGCUGCUGAGGGAGGUGGUGCGGAGGUGGGAGCAGCAGGGGAGCGUUGGCUUUGAAAGGGAGGAACUGGCCCAGUUGUGGCAGGUGCAGCAGGAGCUGGAGCACUUGCAAAGAAUCAACAAGAGCCAGUUGCAUGCAGUUCUUGCAGCCGGUGUUCAGGGGGCGGGUUCAUUGCUUCGUGCCAUGGAGCAGGCCGUUAAGGCUGCACGCACAGCACACGCCUUAGCUACUACACAAUUAGAGGCGCAAGUGGUGCAGGCCGUUGCACGUCUCAAACAGCUGUUGGCAAGCGGCCUGGGGCUGUUGGGACCUAAUGCUAACCCUGUGAGCGGCAGCAGCUGCCCUGCUGGCCCCGCUAUCCUGGCUAUGCUGCCGGAGCAUCGUGUGGAUGGAGUCUGCGGAACUGUAGACAUCGUGCUGGAGUUGGCGGGAGGGAGGCGGGUGGCGGUGGAGGUGGACGGGCCUUGGCACUUCCUGGCCAACCACCCGCACACGCGCACCAAGGAUGGCUCCACCCAGCUGCGGGACAGGCAUUUGGAGCGGGUGUUUGGGGCGGGGAACGUGGUGAGCGUGCCGUACUGGGAGUGGAACGAGCUGAAAGGGGCAGAGGCCCGAGAGCAGUACUUGUGCAACCUGCUGGGCCUUGCGCUGUCGGGGAACGGCAGUCUUGCGGUAGACCCAGGUCACAAGGAGCUGCCAUAAGUAACGCAUCAAGCCGAGGGAGGUCGUUGCUAUUUGCACCAUGUACCGGUAUACAAUCAUAAGUGUUAGUCACGCCGUGCCGUGCAUGACAUGUGCUACAUGCUUCCAUUGCAUUUGGUACCAAACGUGCUCAUUUGCAUCAUUUGGCUGCUAUGAACUGUGGACGUGCACGGCAUGAGUAGCUGCUGGUCGUUACGUUGUUGGUGUAGUUACGUGGAAGGGAGGCGGUAGGAUCAUAGGCACAAACAAGAUGUUAGUGUUCGAAAUUGCUGCACCCUAGUUGUCGUCAUACUAGAACCUGCCUAAAUGCCCCCUCUAUCGUUAACGUGGGCGAGGUCAGCUGGGAUCAUGUGUUUUAUAGAGGUAAUAAUGAUGUACGAGCAAUCUACUGGACACGUCACACGAGAAAGGUUGUUUCCUUUAAGCUGCGUGCACACUUUAGGUCGCGGCCUGUCUUCUUAACACUUCAGGUCUGAGAUGUACAAGACGAGUAAGCGAUGCUAGUGCUGGUCAUUUACUCAUGUAAAUGUGCGUGUAUGGCACAAAGUGACACAUACACUGUUAAGACUCUAGGUCAACACUUCAGGUCUGAGAUGUACAAGACGAGUAAGCGAUGCUAGUGCUGGUCAUUUACUCAUGUAAAUGUGCGUGUAUGGCACAAAGUGACACAUACACUGUUAAGACUCUAGGUCAGUUCAGUACACCAAGACCCAACCCCCCUGCCAG